Molecule: messenger RNA, 4864 nt
Organism: Sardina pilchardus (European sardine)
Lineage: Eukaryota; Metazoa; Chordata; Actinopteri; Clupeiformes; Clupeidae
Gene: timeless
Product: timeless circadian clock
Exons: 31
Coding region: 254-4000 (1248 amino acids)
Biological process (GO): replication fork arrest; DNA repair; DNA replication checkpoint signaling
Cellular component (GO): replication fork protection complex
Molecular function (GO): DNA binding
Source: RefSeq, a predicted model, not a curated record
GGCGCUCUCAACUUCCCGAAGUUGUUCGGGCUUGCUGAAUAUGCCCAUUGUAUAUUCCAUAGUUGUUUGAAGGUCAAUAUUAAAUAGUUCCUCAGUAGAGUCGAACAGUUGGUUGUGUCGACUAGUUACUAUCGUUUUUGGAAGAGCAGAAAAAGAAAAGCCAUUAGGCUUACGUCUCCUUCUGGUUUGAAACAGCUUGGCUGUUGAGAAUCAGAUCGGGACCCAAGGAGACCCACAGUAAGGCUGGUGCUAUAUGGACUUGUACAUGAUGAAUUGUGAGCUUUUGGCUACCUGCAGCGCCUUGGGCUACCUGGAGGGAGACUUAUACCACCGGGAGCCUGACUGUUUAGAGAGCGUGAAGGAUCUUAUACGUUACUUGCGUCAUGAGGACGAUACGCGGGAUAUCCGUCAGCAGCUGGGCGCAGCACAGAUCCUGCAGAACGACCUGCUACCGAUCAUCUCGCAGCACGGCCAGGACAAGCCGUUGUUCGAUGCCUGCAUCAGGCUUAUGGUGAACCUUACGCAACCUGCACUGCUUUGCUUUGGCAAAGUCCCAGAUGAUCCCACAUUCAGGCAUCACUUCCUGCAGGUUGUCUCGUAUCUACAGGCCUAUAAAGAGGCUUUUGCCAGUGAGAAGGUUUUUGGAGUCCUGAGUGAGAUACUCUACAACCUGCUUCAGCUGGAUUGGGAGCAACGCCAAGAGGAGGACAACCUGCUGAUCGAGCGGAUUUUACUGCUCGUCAGGAAUGUCCUGCACGUCCCUGCGGAUCCCUAUGAGGAAAAGAAUGUGGACGACGACGCAAGCGUCCACGACAAGCUGCUGUGGGCCAUCCAUCUGAGCGGCUUCGACGACCUGCUCAAGUUCCUGGCCAGCGCUCAGAGCGAGCAGCAGUGGAGCAUGCAUGUGCUGGAGGUCAUCUCUCUUAUGUUCCGUGACCAGGCCCCAGAGGUGCUGGCAAGGGCAGGCCAGACGCGGUCGGCGCAGGAGAAGCAGAAGGACGCCAGUGAGCUGGAGGAGCUCCGAGCCAGAGAACAGGCAGAGAAGCACUCGCGCAACAUGCAGAGAGGGUCCAGGCACUCCCGUUUCCGAGGCUCUUACGUGGUGCAGGGACUGAAGUCUAUUGGGGAGAAGGAUGUGAUCUUUCACCAGGGCUUGCACAAUUUUAAGAACUACUCUCACGACGUGGGGAAGGCUGUGCGGCGAGUUCCCAAGAGGAAGCUGAUGGCGAAGGACGUAGAGAAGAUGCGCCGCUCCGCCCUCAACGUACGCCUCUUCCUGCGCGAGUUCUGCAUCGACUUUCUGGACAACUGCUACAAUCGCCUCAUGUACCUGGUCAAGGAGAACCUGACGAGGGAGCAGGCCCAACAGCACGACGAGACCUACUACCUCUGGGCCCUCAACUUCUUCAUGGCCUUCAACCGCUUGAACGGCUUCCAGCCGGACCUGGUCUCCGAAACCCUCUCUAUCCGUGCUUUCCAUUUCAUUGAGAAGAACAUCACCAACUAUUAUGAGAUGAUGCUUACGGACCGCAAAGAGGCUACCUCCUGGUCACGCAGAAUGCACCUGGCCCUUAAGGCAUACCAAGAGCUCUUGUUGACCCUCAGUGAGAUGGACAGAUCUAAGGAUGAGAAUGUUCGCCAGAGCGCCAACGUCAUCAAAAGUAAUAUCUUCUACCUGAUGGAGUACCGGGAGAUCUUCCUCACUCUGCUGCGUAAGUUUGACGAGCGGACACAGCCGCGGUCGUUCCUGCGAGACUUGGUGGAGUCCACACACCUAUUCCUGCGCAUGCUGGAGCGCUUCUGCAAGGGCCGCAGCAAUCUCGUGGUGCAGAAGAAGAAGGCGAAGCGCAGGAAGAGGAGCCAGAAGAAACAGACUGUUCAGGAGAACACGCCAGAAGCGCUGGAGGAGGCCUGGCAGGUCAUCACCCAGGACCUCAGAGCUGCUAGUUUCCAGUUACCCUCCUCUCUGACAGAGGGCGCUGUGCCCUUUGAUGCUGCAUCAGAAACCCCGCUGGAAGAGCAGCGAACAGAGGCCAUGGUUCGCAUCCAGGAUGCCCUGAUUGGCCGCCAGGGUCCCGAAGCCCUCAGCCUGCUCCGUGCUGCCAGAGAGGUAUGGCCAGAGGGGAGCGUGUUCGGUGCAGUGGAUGUGGAACCUGAGGAGGAGCUCGACCUGCUCAAGCAGAUCCUCUUUGCCAACCUGCCCAGGCCAGCUGCAGUGGAUAAUGCCAUGGAGGAGGAGGAUGAGGAGGACGAAGAGGAGGAGGAGCUUGAGUCAGUGAGGGUGUCUGAGACAGAGUUCAACUUCUUGGACUUCAUCAAACGGUUUGCCAACCCGGCCGUGGUGCGUCCCUACAUGCUGCUGCUGCGCACCUACACCCAGAACACGGCGCACACCAACCACUGCAUCGCCCGCAUGCUCCACCGCGUCGCCGUCGACCUCAAGAUGGAGGCGCUGCUCUUCCAGCUCUCCGUCUUCUGUCUCUUCAACAAGAUCCUCGGCGACCCUGCCGCCGCCGCCUAUAAGGAGCUGGUGACUUUCGCCAAGUUUGUCCUGAACCGCUUCUUUGGGCUGGCGGCACGGAACAACAAGGCCUAUGUGGAGCUGCUGUUCUGGAAGAACGUGGGCGCUGUUCGAGAGAUGACUGAAGGAUACUCCAAAGAUGGGGAGGGGGCACAGAAGAAGGUCAAGUGGACUCUGGAGGAGGACGAGGAGCUGCAGAGGCUGUAUGAAGAGCACAAGGACUCGGGAGUUCCUGACAUUGUGGAGACUCUCCUGCCAUUGCUCAGCAACCCCAACCGCAAUCGUCGCCAGGUUGUGACCCAAAUGGUUGUCUUGGGUCUUGUGGACAGUGUUAAGGACCUGAAAAAAGAAAAGAAAGGCACACGUAUUGUCUUGUGGACCGAGGACCAGGAGGAGGAGCUGCGGAUGUUGUUUGAGGAGCACAGGGACUCUGAUGACAUACUGGGGAACAUUCUGAAGCGGUUGACGGCGAAGCGCUCUCGAGCUCGCGUGGUGGACAAGCUGCUCAGCCUGGGCCUCGUGGGCGACCGGAAGGAGCUGUACAAGAAGAGACGACGCCAGGCCCCUGGGAAGAGCGCCGGAAUGACUGAGGAGGACUUCUUUGCUGACCUGAGCGGGGUGCCAAGAGAGGAAGGCUUUGACAGAGAUGAGGAUGAGGAAGAGGAGGAGGAGUUAUCUGAUGAAGAGGAAGAGGAGAGUGAGAAGGAACAGCAGGUGGAGAGCAGGGUGACGCCGGUACAGAAGAAGAAAGGCAGAAGUAACAGGAGCUCGGCAGAGAAAAACGUCAACGUGGAGGCCAUGGUCAGAAGCUUACAGCAGGAAGGCCUGUCAGGACCUCUUUUGUGGCUACAGAACUGCCUGAACAGAGCAGCAGACGAUCGAGAGGAGGAAGGAGCCUUCCAUGCUGUACCUCUGGUGCCCCUGACUGAGGAGAACGAGGAUGCCAUGGACAACCAAAGUUUCCAGAAGCUUCUGAAGAAAGUGGGCAUCCGUGCCCCCGCUAAUGAGCAGGAAUCUUUCUGGAGAAUCCCGAUCACCAUGAGUGUGUACCAGCUGAGGGGGGCAGCUGUGUCGUUGUGCCCCACGGAGGAGCCUUCAGCGGGGGCGGAGACUGCGGAGUCGCCGGAGAGGCCGGAGUCUCCGGAGCCCCAGGACGAGGCCACGUCCCACGAGCAGAGAUCACAGGCCCUGAGGGCGCUGCUGCUCGCCCGCAAGAGGAAACAACCCUCCCCCGGCACCACAGAAUCCCCCACAGCUGAGUCUGUGUCUGGCAGUGAUGAGCAGCAGGGAGCAGGAGCGGCCCGACCUGGUGGGAAGAGGAGCCGUGCGUUGGACAGCGAUGAUGAUGGAGACGAGGACCCCUCUUCCAAGAUGGAGGUGGGCGAUGAGAGAGGGGCUGGUGAUUCCGACGCCGAGGAACAUUCCGCACCUGCCAAGCGUAGACGGCACCGGGUGCUGAGCGACGACGAAGAGGACUAAAACUAUAGCAGUAGACUGCAGGAAGACUCGGCCGAGACGACCUCUGAACCUCACACUGCAGGAGAUGGAGUGUGUGUACCGUUGGAACCACCUCUCCAUUGUUUACCCAAUCAUUUGAAGUCUUUAUGUGAUGUGGCUCCAAGUCCUGGGCCUGACCACAAUAGAAACUUGAUUAGGUACAAACCAACCCCCCCACCCCUCUAGUGCCUGACGUAACCAAUGACGAUGGGUGCUUGCGAAGAUUGCAGUGUCUUUUGUAAUGUUGCUUUUGCGUAAUUGUUUUGCGUUCUUUUUUCAUGUCGCAAUCUACUGCUUGGAAAACGAUCAUGGAUUGUGUUGAGGAUAACAGCAGAAACACAGAACAUCCUUUUGAACAUACUGCAGCUCAUCCCAUAUUCACACAAUACACACUCGAAGACUCAGGAGGGGAUUCUGCUGGACCAACACUAUUUAUUCCUGCCAUGGUGUUCUCUAGACAGGAAUGUUGGUUAGGAAUUUGGAGUGGUCAUUUUAGUACCAGUGUUCAUUCGUUUAUUGGUAAAUGUAAAAUUUCCUUGUCAUUUGUGUGUUUUCUUUUUAUAUCAGUGGUUCAUUCUGCAAGGGAACAGAUUAAAGACCUUGGAUGGUGAUUCCAAAGUGUGUUGUGUUACCAGGUUGGCCAAUUUUACUUUAAAGAUAUAGUUACUUGAACAAAUGAAGGUUUGGGCAGAAAAUCCAACUGUACGAAGCUCUUUGUGUAUUUGGCUUUUCAUUUUAAGAAAGCUGUAGACCUAAAGCUUCACGAACUUCAGGUUAAGUAUAGGUUCCAUGUUCUGAACCUGUGCAUGAUAAAUACAUAACUAAAUAAAUAAAGUAAAACUAUGA